AAUACAUGUGAUGAUGAAACAGUGUACUGUACUGUAACUCAGUAUGGAUGCAAUGCUGAGUUUGGUUACCUGCCUUUUUAAAAAUUAAAGAGGAGGGCAUGUAAAACUGCUGAAAGUGGGUCAUAAUGAAUAUGAAAUUUGGUGCGAGAAAGAGAAGGAUAAGGAGAGAGAGUGAAAGAGCGGGGGGAGAUUUGAAAUAAUUAAGAAUGGGAAAUAAGAGAAGCAUUCAGAUGUUUUAAAUGAAUAUGUGAAGCUGUAGGUACUCCAGUGUUAAAUAUACUACGGGUGCGUCUCAAUCAGCUCUCUAGCUCCCUAAGUCGUGAAUCAGUAUAUUGCGUACACGGGUACACGGAUUCAGGCACUGGUAAGGACCCUGGCUCACUACACAUUGGGACACGGAUGAUUCACUUUCUGGUGACGUGACUAUGUACUCGGGUUGUAAAACAUCACCACUGGCAUUUAUCAUCAACAGCCAGGACCGAUACGGUACUUCAAGCAGGAUCGUAGGCUAGCUAGUGGAUUUUUUAAAAAUCGUUAAACACUUAAAAGUCGUUAGACUCAAACAAACCAUAUACAGAACGUCAAAUAAAGUUAAAACAUUAAACUAAACAUUAAACAUAAACACUAACAUAAGUAAUCAUUUGAGAGCUACAACAACGAUAACAAGCUACUGCAUUUGUAGACCAAGUUGGCUGAGAGUUUGUCUGCCGUUUUUUUUUUUUUAGUUGAGAGGCUUCAGAAAAUAUGACGUCAUUUCCAAUAAGGGAACAUCAAUGGUCCUUGGUUUUUGUGGUGCAUUGUGGGAUUGUUUAGGGAGCGAACGUUUCAGUGCACUGGAAGGAUUUUACGAUUGAGACAGCCCUUAAAAUGCCAGCCUCCCCGAUCAGUGCCCUGACUACUGAACGAGGGAGCUGAUUGAGACACACCCCUUGUAUUUACAGCUUCUGAAAAGCGUAUCGAUUUCAGGAUUGUGUUCAAGAAUUCAAAUCAAAAUGGUUAGGCAUAGCAAGUGAAUGAGAUGGAGGCAAUGUUUUAAUCGGUCUGCACGGAAUUGUGGGUGCUAACAGAUGCUUAGCUGUAGGCUUGGUAUUUAGGAAUGACAACACAGGCAUAUUUACAACAACCAUGUAUACAGGAAUAUUCUGAUGCCUGAACACAUCUAAACACUGUAUUGGGAAUAUGGCUGCAACCCAAAUAUAGACUUUAAAUGGAAUUUGAUGUGCAUGUAAAUGUCACCACUGAUGUUAAGUGAAACUGUGGAACUGUGCUAACUGGUCUUUGAGCAAAGGCCUGCACCAUCCAUUAAUCAGUGCAACACACAGCACCUGCCACUGAUUCCUUUUUAAUCACACCUGCUUCCAAUCAGCAAGAUGAGCAGCCACGUUCAUACCUUAGUAAGAGUUAUUGUUUGCCUCACACAUAAAAAUUCAGUAUGGGCUUUUAAAAAUAAUUAAAAAAACAUCAAAUCUAAAGAAGCACACUGAGGAGCCUUGAGGUCAGGAUGAUGUAAGAACCAGGAUCUUCGGUGGCUUAAUUCCUCUGGGAGGAAAAGACGGAUUAGGGAGAAGUAGAGCAAGGUGACAGAGGACCAUGCACACACUCUCUUGUCCACUGGAUGCGAGAUAGCUGCAAUGCCCUUUGCUAUUUAAAAGAAUAUACUAAUUUAUCUCCUACUCGAGCCCUUCAUUUCUUAUUGAGGAGUACAGCGUGCCUCAGCUGUAUUCACAAACUGAAAGUUUGAGAUCCAUUAAAGGACUACUUCCGUUUUCUGACCUCUCUUGCUGUCUAAAGGGUGCCCACUGAUGGAGAGAAGAAGGAGAGAUUUUGGAGAAAAUCAAGACAGAACCAGAGAGUGAGAAAGAAACUGAGAAGAAUCUGCUGAACAGGCAGCACUGGGAAUACGGCCCUUGGAGAUUUUGAGCGUGCUACUCUACAGUCUGUUACAUAAUCUCCCAUUGGAGAAGGAACACACUGUUUUGCCAGCUAUCCUACCCAAUAUUAACCUCUGUUUAUACAAUUGACCAUUUUAUCAGGAUUUAAUCUAUUCAUUUGUGGUAGGAUGACGAGGGAGACCAGGUCUUCAUGGUGGCCCCUAUGGCUCUUGGCCUUAAUGGGGUACUUUCCUUCUGCAGAGGCCCUGGAGUUUGGGGGAGCACCAGGUCAAUGGGCUCGCUAUGCCCGCUGGGAGGCAGGCUCGAUCGGAGAGCUAAGCUUCAGUCUGAAGACCAAUGUGAGCAAGGCUCUCGUACUGUACCUGGAUGAUGGAGGCAACUGCGACUUUCUAGAGCUCCUGAUCGCAGAGGGACAUCUGAAGCUGCGUUUUGCCAUCCACUGCGCUGAGCCAGCCACGAUUCACAUGGAGACUCGCGUCAGUGACGACCGCUGGCACAUGGUCCUCCUCACACGCAACUAUCGCGAGACCAUGCUUAUGGUGGAUGGCGAGACCAAGGUGGCGGAGGUCCGCUCUAAGCGCAGGGAGAUGGCCGUGGUCAGCGACCUAUUUGUGGGAGGAAUUCCACCGGAUGUUCGCCUGUCUGCCCUCACCUCCAGCACGGUGAAGUACGAGCCUCCGUUCCUGGGCCUUAUUUCCAACUUGAAGGUGGGCGAGAUGCCUCCUACUCUGCUCAACAGCCAAGGAAUUCAGAGCGACCUGGAGUACUUGUGUACCAAGCAGAACCCAUGUCUCAAUGGAGGAUUCUGUGUUGUCCAGUUUGGAGAGGUGCAUUGUGAUUGCUCUCACACGCGCUUUAGGGGGAAAUACUGCAAGGAAGAAGAUUACCCCGUGGAAGGUCUGGCGCACCUGACGUUAAACAGCCAAGGUGAUUCAUCCCAAGCGGCAGGUAAAGAAGAAUCGGUGGCGACGUUCAAAGGCAACGAGUUUUUCUGCUAUGACCUGUCCAUGACCCCCAUCCAGAGCAGCACGGAUGAGAUCACGCUGUCCUUCCGAACCCUGCAGCGAAAUGGCCUCAUGCUCCACACGGGCAAAUCUGCCGAUUACGUGAACCUGUCGCUGAAGAGCGGCGCCGUCUGGCUCGUCAUCAACCUCGGUUCCGGCGCCUUCGAGGCACUCGUCGAACCCGUCAACGGCAAGUUUAACGACAACGCCUGGCACGACGUCAAGGUCACGCGAAACCUGCGGCAGCACUCAGGCAUUGGACACGCUAUGGUGACCAUAUCAGUGGAUGGCAUUUUGACCACCACUGGUUACACACAGGAGGACUAUACCAUGUUGGGCUCAGAUGAUUUCUUCUACAUUGGUGGGAGUCCUAACACCGCUGACCUUCCAGGAUCACCAGUCAGCAACAACUUCAUGGGCUGCCUUAAAGACGUUGUAUACAAGAACAACGAUUUCAAGCUGGAGCUGUCCCGGUUGGCCAUCGAGCACGACCCAAAGAUCAGUCUCCACGGUGACCUGGUGUUCCGCUGCGAGGACGUAGCAGCGCUCGACCCCGUGACCUUCGAGACACCCGAGUCGUACAUUGCACUCCCGCGCUGGGACACCAAAAAGACGAGUUCCAUCUCUUUCGACUUCCGGACGACAGAACCCAGCGGCCUGCUUCUCUUCAGCCACGGCAAGCCACAGGGCAACAAAGAGCAACGCCACGGGCGUGAGCUAAAGACGGACUACUUUGCCAUGGAGCUGCUGGAUGGCUUCUUGUACCUGCUCAUGGACAUGGGCUCUGGUAGCAUCAAGCUCAAAGCCAGCAAUAAGAAGGUCAACGAUGGGGAGUGGUGUCAUGUCGACUUUCAGCGGGAGGGGAGAAAAGGUUCCAUUUCGGUGAACAGCCGCACCAUGCCCUUUAACUCCAACGAGGGCAGUGAGAUUCUCGAUCUGGACAGCGAUAUGUAUCUAGGUGGGCUUCCCGAGUCUCGCCAGGACCUCAUCCUUCCCCCCGAGGUGUGGACGGCGUUGCUCAACUACGGUUACGUGGGCUGCGUGCGAGACCUCUUUAUUGACGGAAAGAGCCGUGAUGUCCGCCGCUUGGCCGAGAUCCAGAGCGCUCCAGGGGUCAGCAGCUUCUGCACCAGGGAGCUCCAGAAGAGGUGCAGUAGCACCCCGUGUGGAAACGGAGGACUCUGCAAGGAGGGCUGGAACCGUUAUAUCUGUGACUGCACAGGCACCGGAUACCUGGGCAGCAACUGCGAGAUAGAGGCCACCGUGUUGAGCUAUGACGGCAGCAUGUAUCUGAAGAUCAUCAUGCCGAGCACCAUGCACACCGAGGCAGAGGACCUGGCCCUGCGCUUCAUGUCCCAGCGAGCCUACGGCCUCCUGGUGGCCACCACCUCCAAAGAGUCUGCAGAUACGCUCCGUCUGGAGCUGGACGGUGGACGGGUCAAGCUCACCGUCAAUCUGGAUUGUAUCAGGAUAGACUGUAACCUCAGUAAAGGUCCUGAAACUCUGUAUGCUGGUCAGAAGCUCAACGACAAUGAAUGGCAUUCAGUAAAAGUGGUGCGCAGAGGCAAGAAUCUGCAGCUCUCUGUGGACAAUGUCACCACUGAAGGUCAGAUGACCGGAGCCCACACCCGCCUAGAGUUCCACAACAUUGAGACAGGCAUCAUGACAGAAAGACAGUUCAUCUCUGUUGUCCCAUCCAACUUCGUCGGCCACCUACAGGGACUGACGGUCAAUGGUGUGCCCUACCUUGACCAGUGCAAGAACGGUGAUAUCUCCUACUGCGAGCUCAACGCCCGCUUCGGCAUGCGCCACAUCAUUGCUGACCCUGUAACCUUCAGGAGCAAAGGAAGUUACCUGGCGCUGGCUACGCUGCAGGCAUACGCCUCCAUGCACCUGUUCUUCCAGUUUAAGACCACCAGCUCUGAUGGCCUGAUCCUCUACAACAGUGGAGAUGGAAGUGAUUUCAUUGUGGUGGAGCUGGUUAAAGGGUAUAUCCACUACGUCUUCGACCUGGGCAAUGGACCCUCUCUGAUGAAAGGCAACUCAGACAAGCCGCUGAAUGACAACCAGUGGCACAACGUGGUGGUUUCCCGUGACACUAACAACAUGCACACACUGAAAAUCGACUCCCACACCGUCACCCAGCACUCCAAUGGAGCCCGCAAUCUGGACCUUAAAGGAGAGCUGUAUAUAGGUGGUGUCGGGAAGACGAUGUAUAACAGUCUGCCCAAGCUGAUUGCGUCCCGGGAUGGCUACCAGGGCUGCCUGGCGUCCGUGGACCUGAACGGGAGGCUCCCAGACCUGAUUGCAGACGCCCUCCACAGGGUGGGCCAGGUGGACCGAGGAUGCGACGGACCCAGUACCACCUGCACGGAGGACUCCUGCCAUAAUCAGGGGGUGUGUCUGCAGCAGUGGGAGGGCUUCUCAUGCGACUGUAGCAUGACGUCCUAUGGAGGCUCGUACUGCAGCGAUCCUGGGACUACCUACAUCUUUGGCCGUGGAGGAGCCCUCAUCACCUACACAUGGCCUCCCAAUGACAGGCCUAGUACACGGGCAGACCGACUGGCUGUAGGUUUUAGCACACAACUUAAAGAGGCCGUGCUGCUACGGGUGGAGAGCGCCAAAGGACUGGGAGACUACCUAGAGCUACACAUAGAGCGGGGGAAGAUCGGCGUCAUCUUCAACGUGGGAACGGACGACAUCGCGAUCGAGGAGAAUGGAGUGGUGGUGAGCGAUGGCAAAUAUCACGUGGUGCGCUUUACUAGAAGCGGCGGCAACGCUACACUGCAGGUGGACAACCAGCCCGUCAUCGAACGCUUCCCAUCAGGGAACUUUGAUAAUGAGCGCCUGGCUAUUGCCAGACAAAGAAUCCCAUACAGACUUGGUCGGGUAGUAGACGAGUGGCUACUCGACAAAGGUCGGCAGUUGACAAUCUUUAACAGCCAGGCAUUCAUAAAAAUUGGCGGUGGUGAAAAAGGCCGCAACUUCCAGGGUCAGAUCUCGGGCCUGUACUACAACGGCCUGCAGGUCCUAAAGCUAGCGGCGGAGGGAGACCCGAAUGUGCAAGUGCAGGGCAACCUGCGUCUGGUGGGCGAAGUGCCCUCGGUCCUCACCACAGACACCACGUCCACCACGCCGCUUGCAGACAUGUCCACCACUAUUAUGGAGACCACCACCACCAUGGCCACCACCACCACCCGCAAGCAGCGCUCACCCACCAUGAGAGACACUGUCACACAGAACACAGAUGAUCUGCUAGUAGCAUCAGCAGAAUGCCCUAGUGAUGAUGAGGAUUUAGAGGAGUGCGAGCCUGGCGGAGGUGAAUUAGUGUUGCCCAUAAUAACCGUGGAUUCCCUAGAUCCCCCUUCAGUCGCAACAAGGUACCCAGUUAUCCCUCCACCCCCUACCUACCAUCCCUUCCUCACACUGCUUGAGACCACAAAAGAGUCCAUGUCCCCUUCCAAUGGCCACGUGCCAUGUCCAAUGGACCAAGAGGACUGUGAGGAGGCCAUGGAGGUCUCGGCUUAUGGUUCGGGCGAGAUGACCGAGUCAGAUGACGAGGACUAUUACAAAAACUCCCCCCUCGUCACAGAUCGAACCGUGCUUCCGCCUCCUCCGGCGGUAGCCGAAAACCCACGUGGCGAUCGCCACUUUUCUCGGCAUCCUCCCAACUCCCAGCGGCCCCUGCUUCCAUCCACCCCUACGACCUCGCCGCGACUCAAACCCAAUAUCAACAGUGGCCCUAAUAUUCCAGCGGGCAAAAUGAACACCCGAGAUCAAGUGCUCCUGCCACCCGUCCAGCCUUCUGGGGAUCCCGAACAUGGCGGGCGGCACAGGCACAUUCCUGGUGUAACCAACUCUCCCAAUUUUCCUACCGCAGAGCCUUCAUCUCCUGACCGAGGCCCCCCAGGAGCAGUGGAGGUGAUCCGGGAGUCCAGCAGCACCACAGGGAUGGUGGUGGGGAUCGUCGCGGCAGCUGCCUUGUGCAUCCUCAUCCUCCUGUACGCCAUGUACAAAUAUCGGAACCGAGAUGAAGGAUCUUAUCAAGUGGACCAGAGCCGCAACUACAUCAGUAAUUCAGCCACACAGAGCAAUGGGACACUGGUGAAGGAGAAGCAGUCCGGUACAACCAAAACAGGCACCAAGAGCAAGAAGAACAAAGACAAGGAAUAUUACGUCUGAGCUCAGGCCUGACAGGGACAGAGACAGAACACAGAGAGAGAGAGAGAGAGAGAGAGAGAGAGAGAGCGAAAGAUAGAGAGAGGGAGGUGGAAUACUGAGGGAACAGGGACGGUGAAAGUUCUAGGUUUUGUUGGCAAUCAUAUUUCUUGUUCACCCUUCCCAACUGUUGUUUCCAUUCCCAAACAAGCUCUAUGAAAUAACAGAGAUAGAGAGACAAAACACAUGAGGUUGAGAUUGCUUUCUUUCCUUCGACUUUUUGAUAAAUAUUCCUCAUAACUUUUGUACUGUUGGGUAAAUGCACAGUGGAUUUGUUCCGUUGUAACCAUUCUACACUCUUGCUUGCUUGUUGUAAAUACUGUUAUUCGUGGGUAUUCAGGAUCUUCAGGAUCACCUAACCUAUUGUUGCAACACCAGUAUGUGCCAAGCCUAUACUGGAAGAUUCCUUCUUUAUGAAGACGUUCAGAAAGGCUAGCUAUACGUGAAGUAUUAUGAGCACUGCUCAAAAACCAACCGAGUGUUGGACAAAUAGAAGGGAAAAAAGUAAACAUGAAUGUUGGUGAUAUUUGAGAGACAAUGAAGAUCAAAUAGUCGUGCCAGUCCAAAUUACUGCCAAACCAUCUCAGUGUCAAAUCUGCCUCCCUUUCUGUUCCAAGUAUUCAUGUCUUAUUUCUCUCUUCUCAUUCAAUCUCUCUCUCUUCUCAUUCAAUCUCUCUCUCUCUCUCCCUGUUUGGCUUGUACUCUUAAAUUCCUCUCCUUGUCUUCGGUGCUCAGGAGCUGAUGCAACAUAACUUCUGCUGUGUUUCAAGCAUGUAGUAUUCCUUAAUGAAAAAGAGACAAUAACCUGUUGAGUUUCUGUGGAGUUUAAAAAAGUAUAAUCAAAAAAGUCGCAACAAGAUUAACCAUGGAAAUUUGAGAACUCGACAUCCGCGGUUGCCGCUUAGCCACCGAAACGCUCUGAGGCCAAACUCUUGGUUGUCCUUCAUUCCAGCAGAUAUCCGCCACUUGUUUUUGGGGUUUGAUGUUGAGCCCUAUCAAAGGUUAUGAAAUCAUAUAUGAAAAACCAGAAAAAAAAGAACAUCUCACAGCAGCAAAAUGACUUUGUUCCCUAGAAAUAUAUAUAUACACGUGUAUAGACGACUGAGUAACUCAAGGACAACCUCAUGGAAAGGGAGUUGUUAGAUAAUAUCCGUCCCCUGCUUUGAGGUGAUAACAGGUCGUCAGUGUGAGUCAGUUUCCUUCUUUACCUUGUGCAUUUCUGGAACAAGCCACAAUGCAACAUGUCCAUGAAAAGAAAAAAAAAAACAAAAAAAAAAGAAAAACUACGGCCAUAAAGGACACGCUGAAUCUAUGGACCAGAGUGCUUUUUUUCAUCUUUCUUUUACAUUUUGUCAUAAACAAAAUGGGAAAAGACUUUUAUAGGAAAAUGUGCCGCAAGUCCCUGGUGUUUUGGCAUCAGGGAAUGCGAAAGUUCAUAGCAGGUGACCAUGUUCUCAAUUCUGCUGCUGCAGCAAGUAGCAAGCAAAGAUGGAAAGACUGUAUCAGUGUGAACUAUAAAAAAAAAAAAAAAAACACUUGGAGGAAAGUGGAAGUCUCAUUCUAUGAGGAUGUACAACUUGAACUUUAGUAUUCCAAUAUUCUCAGCUCUACUACAAGAACUAUGAAAAGAGAAAAUCUUCAAAAAAAAAAAAAGGAAAAAAAAGUUUGUGAAAUGUCUAAAUAUUUGAAAUUCAUCCCACUGCUACGAUUAAAAAAAAAAAAAAAAAAAAAAGUUUUCCCUACUUACAACCGCUGUUUGGAGAAAAAAAAAAUUAUAAUGAUCAGUGAUCUUGGGAAGUAAAUUUUAUUUGUUGAACAAAGUUAAAUCUGGUUUACAACACAAACAUUACAUUGCUAAAUUCCUCUGCAUUACAAUGUUUUUCAUUUAGAAUAUUUUUUAAUCCAUCAUCCAACAUGGCAGACCUUCAUGGUUCCACCAAACUUUUUCUUCUUCAAAGCAUCGUGUGAGUGUGCGUGUAUACGAGUGUGUGUGUGUGCGCGCGUCACCGCUCAUGUUUUUUCUCUCAUUUUUUAAAUUUUACACCAUCACCAGAUAACCCACCCAACCCCUCAACCCUGAGUGCCCCCUGUUCUUUCUAAAUGUUCUUGUAAAGUGUUCCAGUGAGAUGACUCUAAAUAUGUGUAUAUUAACAGAAGGGAAUAAAAUUGGUUAUAUACUUCUUA
Messenger RNA from Pangasianodon hypophthalmus (striped catfish), 9298 nucleotides. It is a transcript of the gene nrxn2b, whose product is annotated as neurexin 2b. The record is from RefSeq and is a predicted model, not a curated record. The coding region runs from base 2060 to 7078 and encodes 1672 amino acids. Lineage: Eukaryota; Metazoa; Chordata; Actinopteri; Siluriformes; Pangasiidae. The transcript is spliced from 23 exons.